AUGGAUGAUACGAUCAUAGAAAGCGGACGAGUCAUCUCGAGAGAGACAACUAUUAUCUUGACAGGAACUACAACAACCACAAAAACGAAUGGUCUCUCAGCAGGAGGACGAGAAUCCCUUACGCUCUCCUCAUUCACCUCUACUACUGCUGUUUGCGCAGGAACUGGAACAGGAUCAGGUGCUGCACGAUCAGGCGGUCCCUUGCCGUCGACUCCGCGGCGGACUGAAUUGGCGGCUGCGGCUGGUUCUGGAUUGGACUCUGCUGAACGAUAUGCCAAUAUGGAUUCUGCAGCCAACAUGACCCCUGAGCUCGUUGAUGGUCACCAGGAAGAGCACAACGACCAUCACCAUUACCAUGAACAGGACCAAACACCAUUUGAGCCAUUGGUCGACAUCGAAGGCAGCCCAGAUCCAGAGCCAGUACAGCAUCGGACGUCAUGGCGGAUCCGCACUCCAGAUAUACCUCCCCCUCCUCCCCCACGCAAGUCGUCAUCGUCCUCGGAACCCUCAUCACAGAAUGGACGGCUCUCACCCCUCUCAAGGCUCUUUGAUAUGGACGAAGGCGCAGAUGGACCAGAUCGACUUUUGCAGAACAAUACAGAGAGCCGACCACGAGUAGUAUCUCGAGAUAGCCGGAAAGUCGAUUCGAGAGGGAAAUCAUCGUCCCCUUGGCGAUCGAACGGGAAGGCGUCGGGUUACAACCAAAACAACAACGACGACGACGAUGAAGAGAUUCAUAUUGAUGAUGAUGACGAGGAACAAGACUUUUAUAGGAGGGGCUACCAGACCAUCCAGGAUAACAUCUACAAGGGCGCUAAUACCGGAAACUCUCCUGUGGACGACUGCUUGCCCUGUCAGUGCAAGUUCAACCCACAUGUUGACCCACGGUGGAAGGCGUGCGGCCCCGACUGCAUCAACAGGAAUCUGCUUGUUGAGUGUAUCGAGGACGAUUGUCCAUGCGGAUCGUACUGUCUCAACAGAAGAUUCCAGAUGAGGCAAAAUGCACGGGUCGAUGUUGUUAAGACGGAAAAGAAGGGGUUCGGACUUCGGGCCAGGGAGGAUCUCCCGACUGGGUCAUUUGUGAUGGAGUACAUUGGAGAAGUACUUCCAUACGCAAACUUCGUUAAGCGCACGCGGGAGUAUUCGAAUGCUGGAGUCGAGCACUUUUACUUUAUGUCUCUGCAGUCUGACGAGGUCAUUGACGCCACCAAGAAGGGAUGUCUUGCCCGAUUCAUCAACCACUCUUGCAACCCCAACUGUCAUCUGGAAAAGUGGGUAGUAGGAUCCAAACUAAGGAUCGGUAUCUUCACCAUUAAGCCAGUCCGAAAUGGCGAGGAGCUCACCUUUGACUACCAGUUCGAGCGAUAUGGUGUUGAGGCCCAAAAGUGCUACUGUGGCUGGCCCAACUGUAAUGGAUACAUCGGAGGCAACAAGAGAACGUCAGCCAUGCGGAUGAACAGCUUCAACGAUCUGGUGGAAGACGAAGAUGCUGACGAGAUCGAACUCGACGAUGAGAUCGUGCUGACUAUACCAAAGAAGAACAAGGUUCGGGAUGGAGACUAUGAGGAUUCAUACGAGCCUAGGCGGACACAAGGUAUCGAGGACCCAGCACUAAUGGAGCGGCUGGCCAGAGUCAUGUUUAUGAAGCCCAAGGUCCAAAAAAGCAAGCGUCUCCUCGCCAAACUGAUGGCAACCACAGAACGUGCGUGUUUGCGCCGGUUCCUAGUGCUGCAUGGGCUGGUCAUCUUGAAGUCCUGGCUCAGACAUUUCAAGGACGAGGAGGACAUUGUGAUGGGAAUCAUGUUUGUGUUGCCCAGGAUCCCCUUGCUCUCCAGAAACUCCAUCGAGGAUUCUCAGAUCGAGGAAGCUGUCCAGGAAGUUGCCGAAGGUCCCGAGUCUCCGUCCAAGGGCAUGGCACAAGCUGUCCUUGCAGAAUGGAAGGAGCUCAAGUCCACCUACCGUAUCCCCAAAGCCAAGAAAACGCCCGUGGCUACACCUACUGAGGCUGUCAGCACACCUAAUUCUGAUUCUAUUGGAAUCUUUUCGCCCACAGAGAGGGACAUUGGCACCAACUCACCAGUGGAUGUGGCUUCGAACUUGGGGAAGCGACUGUCUCGCUUUGAUGAAUCCGACGCGGUCUUUGGCGGUGCAGGUGCAGAGAAGAGGAGUCGGUUCGAUGAGCAUCCAAAUCAAACAACAGUGCCGACCUAUGACGCAGGAUCGACACCGACACAGUACAUGACGGACUUCAACCAACAACCACAGGAGCAUGAGCAGGCCUCCAACCCGGUUGCCCUUGGGCCUAACGACACCUUUGCUAGUGCAGAGACAUACGGAGGAGAUCACCAUGAUCUGGAGUAUGAACGACGAGAGUACUACCGGCAGGCAGAGUACAGGAAGGAGGGGUACUAUGAUCGGCCACACGGCCCAAGCUACCCUCGCUCAGAGUCGUAUGGCAGCUCAGGAAACUACGAGCCGACUCAAGGACGAGCCCAGGAAAGCGAGCGUUACGAACCCUACCGAGUUGAUCGGGAUCGCGACCGUGACCGUGAACGUGACCGAGAGCGCGAGCGCGAGCGUGAGAGAUACCGAGACUAUUACUAUGAGGACUAUGAGCGUGAUCGCGAGCGCGAAGGCAGAGGUCUCCCACGUCGGGACCGACGGGACAAAGCACCAAGACAGCCCAUUGCGUUUGACUUACGAGGACGUGAGCCAAGGCAGCGUUCUCCUCCAGCUGCAACUGUCACUGAUGGCAGCGCUGCGCAGCCGGUCGCACAACCAGUCGUAGAGGCCGAUUCCGUCCCUGCUGCUCAACUGGAUCUGAAUGAGGUAACCACACCAGAGCCAGCCGUGACCGCAAUAGCCGCGCCAUCUGACGAGCCUCUUCAGAGAACUACAGAGGCAACCGUCGAAACGGCAGCACAACCAAACCAGGCGGUCUCUGUUGCGGAAGAUGUUGCCCAGUCUACGACCAAGGAUUCGGAACCACAAAUUUCAGGACCAAACGACUAUGAUCGGCCUAUCCGUGCGCGCGAUUACGACGAUGAUGAGGACCGUUACUCGCGCCGUCAUUCCUCAAGCAGCCACCAUUACCCACCCUCCCGUCGGUACUCCCCUUCCCAGUUCCCUCAUCCCCGCUACUUUGCCAGACACCCGCCAUCAUACAGGAGUUCGAACAGACAUUCUGGACCUUCUGCAAGUGCACUACCUGGUUUGCCUCCUCACUGGCGGAAGGCAUCGGAUACUGAGGGUCGGAUCUAUUACUACAACGAGAUCAGCCGGGAGACUCAAUGGGAUGCACCAAAAAUGGAACCUGUUGAGACACCGCCUCCUCCACCACCACCUGCCCCGCCUGUCCACCCGUAUUAUCAGGAGGCUGGACCUAUCCCUCCUACGCAGCCAAUGUCGAUGCCAAUGUACUCGACAGCUGGACCCUCAAGCGCCAGGACUCCCGUGGAGCAGACCCCAUUCGCCUUCACCUCUCCUAUCCCACAACCUUCAACCAGCAGGAGCGCCUCCAAGAAGGGCAUGUCAGAGAAGGACCUCAAGGCUGCUAUCUCUGCUACCGUUGUCAAGAAUCUGGCAAAGUACAAAAUCAAGUUGGGAUCGACUGAGGCUUUCAAAAAGCAUGCACGAAGGAUGACCCACUUGAUUGCGGACAAGGAGAUGAGGUACAAGGCGUUCCGGUCGGGCCAGUUGAGCGAGAUCAGCACAUCGAUGAAGACCAAGAUCCACAAGUUUGUCAAAGACUACAUGGCAAAGUUGUUCAAGAAGCAGCCGCUGGAGGAUCAACGAUCUCGGUCGUCGAUUGUGGAGCUGGUCUAUGGCAAGAAAUCGGCGGACCCUCAUACGAUUUUCCAUGGAACCGAUACAACGGUGAUCCCACCUGUAGUCGCUGCGGCGAUUGGGCUGCAACUUGGAGGGACCGGUAGGUCCUCUAUGGCGACUGCCAGCAGUACUGUUUCUGGAUCGUCGUCUUCAUUUUCGCUAGCAACAACAACAACGGCGGCAGGCAAGGCUGCGGGAUCGGGACAACCAGGUGGUUUGAACUAUGGAAAUGUGGAUGUGGACGAUGAGGAGGAUGUCAAGUAUGGCGACGAUGAUGAAGACGACGAUGUGGAUGAUGAUGAUGUGGUAGGUCUUGGAAGAGAUAGAGAUGAGGAUGACGACGACGAAGGUGGCAUUGCCGCCGUGCCCUCUGUAUCUGUUUAA
Messenger RNA from Linnemannia hyalina, 4212 nucleotides. The record is from the annotation of a GenBank genome assembly. Lineage: Eukaryota; Fungi; Mortierellomycota; Mortierellomycetes; Mortierellales; Mortierellaceae.